AUGUCUCCCCCCGCUGCUAUCUACGAGCCUACUGUUGCCCCCACCGGCAUCAAGGGUAAGGUGAUCGUCCCCGAGACGGUCUCCACCACCCUGACCGGCCAGGGCCAGAGCAAGCUUCUGGAGCAGUUCGGCGGCAAGUGGGAUGAGUUCAAGUUUGCGCCGAUCCGCGAGAGCCAGGUCUCGCGCGCCAUGACCCGGCGCUACUUCCAAGAUCUGGACAACUACGCCGAGAGCGACGUUGUCAUCGUCGGCGCUGGCUCCUGUGGUCUCAGCACUGCGUACGUGCUGGCUAAGGCCCGUCCGGACCUGAAGAUCGCCAUUCUUGAGGCUUCCGUGUCUCCAGGUGGUGGUGCCUGGCUUGGUGGCCAGCUCUUCUCCGCCAUGGUCCUGCGCCGUCCCGCAGACGCCUUCCUCAACGAGCUGGGCGUGCCCUUCGAGGAGGAGCCCAACAACCCCAACUUCGUGGUCGUCAAGCACGCCGCGUUGUUCACCUCGACCCUGCUGUCGCGUGUGCUGGCCUUCCCGAACGUCAAGCUCUUCAACGCCACCUGUGUCGAGGACCUGAUCACCCGCCCAGAUGGAGACAAUGUGCGCCUCGCCGGUGUGGUCGUCAACUGGACCCUGGUCACCCUGCACCACGACGACCACUCCUGCAUGGACCCCAACACCAUCAACGCGCCCGUCAUCAUCAGCACCACCGGCCACGACGGCCCCUUCGGCGCGUUCUGUGCGAAGCGUCUCGUCUCCAUGAACGCUAUCGACAAGCUCGGUGGAAUGCGCGGUCUGGAUAUGAACGCCGCCGAAGACGCCAUCGUCAAGAACACCCGUGAGGUUGCUAAGGGCCUGAUCAUUGGUGGUAUGGAGCUGUCUGAGAUUGACGGCUUCAACCGCAUGGGCCCGACCUUCGGUGCUAUGGUCAUGAGCGGUGUUAAGGCUGCCGAGGAGGCGCUGAGCGUCUUUGAUGAGCGUCAGCGCGAGUGCGCCGAGUAA
Messenger RNA from Penicillium canariense, 990 nucleotides. It is a transcript of the gene thiA, whose product is annotated as thiamine thiazole synthase. Gene Ontology annotation, biological process: thiamine biosynthetic process. The record is from RefSeq and is a predicted model, not a curated record. The transcript is spliced from 2 exons. Lineage: Eukaryota; Fungi; Ascomycota; Eurotiomycetes; Eurotiales; Aspergillaceae. The coding region runs from base 1 to 990 and encodes 329 amino acids.